This is a messenger RNA of Alnus glutinosa, 2489 nucleotides long. RefSeq names its product probable 3-deoxy-D-manno-octulosonic acid transferase, mitochondrial. Lineage: Eukaryota; Viridiplantae; Streptophyta; Magnoliopsida; Fagales; Betulaceae. Gene Ontology annotation, molecular function: transferase activity. The coding region runs from base 143 to 1483 and encodes 446 amino acids. Gene Ontology annotation, cellular component: plasma membrane. The record is from RefSeq and is a predicted model, not a curated record. The transcript is spliced from 14 exons. Gene Ontology annotation, biological process: lipid A biosynthetic process.
UCUGUAUAAAAUCAGGCCCCGUUCGCGCAGCUUCGCGCUCCGGCCCUACCGAGCCCACUGAGGAUCGAAAUAAACCCACAAGCAGCCAAACCCCGAGAACUUAAAAAGAAAGUUUGUAGCGUGCGAAAAUUUGGGAAUUGAAAUGGCGGCAACAGAGAGUGGGAAGCUGAUGUACAAGAUCUACAGGGCGCUGAGCUACGGUGUAUCGCCGGCGCUGAACCUUCACCUACGCUAUCGCAGGCUCCGAGGCCGCGAGCACCCUGACCGCUGGACCGAGCGCCUUGGCCGGGCCUCUCUCCCACGCCCCCCCGGCCCACUCCUCUGGUUCCACGCCGUCUCUCUAGGUGAAGGAAUGUCGGCGAUUCCUAUAAUCAAACAAUGCAUAAAGCAAAGCCCUGAUUUGAAUAUCUUGAUGACAACAACAACAGUAUCCGCAUUCGAAGUAAUAGAUAAACGGCUUCCGAGUGGUGUGAUAUAUCAAUUUGCGCCAAUUGAUACUCCAACUGCAGUGGGCGCUUUUCUUGACUAUUGGAAGCCAAACGCAAUUGUCUUAAUAGAGAGUGAAUUGUGGCCAAAUCUUAUUAUGAGUGCUUCAGAAAAUGGUAUAGUUUUGGCACUAUUGAAUGCUCGGAUGUCUACAAAAUCCUUCAAGCGUUUUUCCGGACCCAUGCUACUUCCACUUAUUUCAUUGAUGCUUUCAAAAUUUUCUUUGAUUGUCCCAUUGAGCACUAUGCAGGCAAUCCACUUUCAGCUACUACAAGCCCCUCCCUUUGUCAUAAACUUUUCUGGUGACUUGAAAUAUGUGGUAGAAGAUUUUGAUGUUUCUGGGGGGUAUUCAAGAAGUAUAGAAGAUCUGAAGAUACAACUUGCCCAGAGGCAGGUUUGGAUGGCGUCUUCCAUACAUAGGGGUGAAGAAGAAAUAAUGCUAGGAGUUCAUAGAGUGCUCACGCAAAUCCAUCCAGAUAUGGUCACUAUACUUGUGCCUCGAGAUCCACAACAUGGACUUGAAAUUGCUCAGGAAUUGCAGAAAGAAGGGCAAAAUGUAGCAUUGAGGUCUCAGCAUGAAAAACUUGAGGCAGGAACUAAUAUAUAUGUCGUGGACACAUUAGGUGAGUUGAGACAACUUUAUAGUUUAACCCCAAUAGCUGUAGUUGGAGGUUCGUUCUUCCCUGGUUUAGCUGGCCAUAACAUAUCAGAAGCUGCUGCAGCUGGCUGUGCUGUUUUGACUGGUCAUCAUGUUGGGCAUUUCUCACACAUGGUACUUGAGAUGCAGCGGUUAAACCCUUUGUCUGUUCUUCAGGUUUCUGGAAAAUUAGAGCUUGAGAAAGCACUCAAAGAGCUCUUCAGUGAUGCUAAAGUUCUGGAAGCGCGUUGCACAUCUGCGAAGCAAGCAUUUCAUGCUUUGUCCAGUGGUAUUGUCACCAAUGUUUGGAAUCUACUAAAUUCCCAUGUUCUCAAAGGGCUCUUUGCUAGAAGUAAAUGAAGUCUGGCAUGCAACACAAGUAAAUGUGACAGUUAAGGUUGUGCAUUCUACAACAGUGAAGUACUUGUUGAUGUGUUGGCCUCUAGCGGCUUGGAUCUAGCAAACUUUCUGAUCUACCUGUUUUUCUGAAUUUCAAGCCUGGGAGCUCAAAACAUUGAAUAAUAGAGAAGGAGACAGAUUGCCUCUGCCGUGUUGCUCCUUCCCCUACUGCUGCAGCUGCUGCUCUAGCAUGUCGAUCUUCUUGCAAGGCCUUGAAGAAGUGGUAUAGAGUCCCUCCGUGAGAACAAUCCCAGCUUUUACACAGCCACAUGACAAGAGAAUCUAUUCAUGUUCAGACCGCCUCCAAGGGACUGGAUUAUCUCUUAGAAGUGAAACUCGUCGCAAGGUAUGGCCAGUGGACCACUCUUGCUGUGACCAUACUCUUCAUAAGCCUGGUCUAGCAACUCUCGAAAUACUGGGUGGUUCACGUAAUCUGCUCUUAUAACAAACCUUCGGCUAGCUUCUCCCACUAUAACGGCCAAGUGGCCCGGAGGAACAUCCCAGGGUGGUUUCUUCUCAUCACCUCUGGCAAACCUCCGCCACAUGCAAGCUAUCCUUUCAAGCUUCACAAUGUUACAUAUGUCACAUCUGGAAUGCUCAGUAGGAGCAGCCAUUGCAUGAGGUCUCAAGUAUUCAUGUGAAGGAUUUAGGAGCGUAGAGUGGACAUGGUGGUGUAUUUAUCAGGGAGGGAUUUAUCCUCUGCAGUAAGGUCCUGUACAGUUUGUUCUUUUACAUAUCACUAGGACCCAUAUAUUUAGUAGUUACGCAGCCCUUUGUCCUUUUUAGAGAAUGACUGAAGGGAUCCCUAGCUUUUGUCAAAGUUUGAUUACUGCAUGACUAGCAUGCAUGAUGCUAUCAAGUGAUUAGGGUUUCCCACGGUAGCUUGUCACUGUUACUUUUGCAAUUCGUUUUUUCAGACAGUUUUCCACUUCUCACAUGCUCUAAAGUUGAAUUGAGGUCCCAACAA